Brachypodium distachyon (stiff brome) is the source of this 2211-nucleotide messenger RNA. RefSeq lists its product as uncharacterized. Lineage: Eukaryota; Viridiplantae; Streptophyta; Magnoliopsida; Poales; Poaceae. Gene Ontology annotation, molecular function: GTP binding. The transcript has 11 exons. The record is from RefSeq and is a predicted model, not a curated record. Bases 259 to 1938 code for a protein of 559 amino acids.
CCCCAUCCCCCACCCCCUCCAGCGCCGCCUCGAUCCAGCCCCGUCGCCGCGACCGAACAACACGGUGACCGUACGCCGCGCCGGGUGGGUAAAAGAGUGCUCCGCUCCCUUGGCCCCAACUCUCGCUUCCUUCAUUUCGUCCUUCCUUUCUCUUGUCUCCACCCCUAACCCAGUUUGGCAUUUCCUCGAACACGUUGCGCGCUCGCUCGCUUCUCCUCCUUCGUAGGUGAUUUUCAUCAGAUAAAGCGAGGGGGAAAUAUGCCGUUUCGUGUUCGGUUGAAGGUGCAGACGAGCACGGCGAGUCAGUUGUUCGCCCAGAGGAACUGGGGCGGCGGUGGGAUGGCUGGUGGAAAGAUGAGAAACAGAAGAGAAGAUGCCAAUGGUAAAGGAGGGACUGGAUUUGCUGGUCGGAAGAAGGGCGAGAAGAGAGAAGACCACAAGGGUGGUGGAGGAAAUACGGAGCAGAAGAGGUGGCAGAGCAGGGCAGGAUCCUAUGCCGACGCGAAGAGGGGUGCAUCGGGGGUUGACAAGAGGAAGAGGAAGGGUGAUCAUGACUCAUGGCAUGAUGGUGACAAUGAUGCCUCAUUUUCUAAACCAAGGCCGGCCAGAAGGAACCCUUCCACUGUGACCCGUGGGAAGUUUUCUGCUAGGGAAGGCGACAGGUUUAAGCCUCGAAGUUCGGAAGAGGACGACUUUCGCUCAAUGAGAAGGAGCAGCAGCAAGGCUUCUGGUAUAAGUAGAGGGGACAAGGGUCGAUCAAUGAUCUGUAUGAAUUCACAAGCCUCCAAAUGGAAGAAAUUUGAUAAAGAUGUCAGAGUCAAUCGCCGAAAUGAUGGUGCUGCAAAUGCCGAUUUAAAUGAGCAUGUUGCAGGAAGCAGGAAGUCGGAUGACUUGAGCCAGAUUACUGAAGAGAAGCCCCGUCCCCAAACUACUCGGGUGCUGGACAAGACUGGCAAGAAACUCAGGGUCUUUAAGAAGGAUUCAGUUUCUGACUCGGAGGAAAUUGCUCCUCCUAAGAAGAGAAAGCGAAUGAAACUAGAUCCUUAUGACACAUCAAACAAACGAAUUGAGGACUCCACUCCAAAACAGGAUGUUUGCAUAGCGGAGAAGAUUAUCCCAGAAAAGAGUACACCUGAAGAGACUGAAAUGUCUAUAAAUGCUAAAUUUCGUGACAUACAGCCGAGUUCUUCAAUCCUUUCAUAUGUGGAAGAUAAUUUACUAGGUCGUAGGCGUCUAAUCGACAUAAAAAAUGCUGGCUACAAUGCCAAGCUUUCUGCUCCUCUGGAUAAUGUCCCUUUCUCAACCAGAACUGAACGUGACCGGAUAGAAGAUAGUGUGUUCAGGAAUAAGUUAGACUUCUUCGCCGCUGCAAAGAUCUCAUCAUCAUUCCCUCCUCCUACAAUCCCAGAGAUAGCAUUUGCAGGGGUAUCAAAUGUUGGGAAAUCUUCACUACUGAAUGCACUUACAAGACAGUGGGGUAUUGUGCGGACAUCAGAUAAGCCAGGACUUACUCAGAGUAUAAAUUUCUUCCGGCUUGCAUCAAAGUUAUGCCUUGUUGAUUUGCCUGGAUAUGGUUUUGCUUAUGCAAAAGAGGAAGUUAAAGAAUCGUGGCAGGAGCUUGUGAAGGAGUAUGUUUCAACCAGGGUUGGUCUAGAUAGAGUGUGCCUUCUUGUGCACACUAAACGUGGAAUGAAACCAUUGGACUAUGAGCUUAUAGAUCUAAUGGAAAGAUCCAAGACGCCAUACCAGAUUGUGUUGACCAAGACCGAUUUGGUUUUCCCCAUAGAUGUCGCUCGACGUGCUAUGGAAAUCCAAGAGAGCCUGAGAAAGAACAAGUCUGUGGUAAAGCCAGUGAUGAUGGUGAGCUCCAAGACAGGAGCCGGCAUACGUAACCUUAGAGGAGUGCUCGGAAAAUUAGUCCGCUUCGUCAAACCAUAGCUGAGGCGACAGCGUACAUUGGAUCAGGUAGUUCACAGGUUUAAGCACUUGGGCUUUUAAGCCUUGAGUUCCUACCCCAGUUAGGAUAGGAUUCGGAAAGCCGUGCUGUGUCAUGAGCCAAGACUUUGGACCAAUAAAACAGUUUUCCUGUCUGAGGAAAAGGGGUUAUGCUUGCCAUCACAACUUAUUGCAUGCUUUCAAACAUGUCAAGAUGCGUAGAGCUAUUGUGAGAACAACCACUCAAGCUAAGAGCUUAUUUUCUGCUGGGUUCAA